Messenger RNA from Paramisgurnus dabryanus, 4785 nucleotides. RefSeq names its product complement factor H-like. Lineage: Eukaryota; Metazoa; Chordata; Actinopteri; Cypriniformes; Cobitidae. The record is from RefSeq and is a predicted model, not a curated record.
UUUGUUUGGUGUAUUUUUUUAUCUUCCAUUGUGAGUUCACUAACAGUUUAGAGAUGAUGAGAUUAAGUCUAGCUAUUUUAUACCUUUGGAUAUGCACGAAUGUUGAUGCUACGCCAAAACCAGACUGUCCUCCUGAGCUCCCAUCAGAAAAGAAUGCUGACAUUUCUAUUGACUCUAUUAAAACCAGCUACAGCGCGGGGGAUAAAAUACAGUUCACCUGCAAAGCUGGCUACGUCUCUAAGUUGGAAAUCGGAUAUGUAUGUAGUGACCACAAAUGGACACAGGAUCAUAAAGGAGAAUGUACAUUGGUGACAUGCCCUACAAUUAAAACAGGAGGGGAUUUGACUGCAUCGGGCAACACAGAAGGAGGAGGUAUUGGUGACGUUAUUCAGUUUGAAUGCAAAUCUUCUGAUAAAACCAUAGAUGGAAGUAGUAGCAUUAUCUGCAAGGAUACUGGCGACUGGAAUGCAUCUGCUCCAAACUGUAUAGAUAUUUCAUGCAAACCGCCUAACAUACAACAUGGAAAUGUUAGGGGGGGGAAAGAUUACAAGAAAGACGACACAUUAGAAUAUGAAUGUGGUCCAGGAUAUAAACCUGGGCAAGGAACUCCUAAGUGCGGUAAACAUGGCUGGACUCCUGAGCCAAAAUGUGAAGCUGAUAGUCCAGUGGUGAAAUGCCCAAAAAUUCACACAGAUGGGGAUUUGACUGCAUCGGGCAACACAGAUAACGGAGGAUAUGGUGAUGUUAUUCAGUUUGACUGCAAAUCUUCUGAUAAAACCAUAGAUGGAAGUAGUAGCAUUAUCUGCAUGGAUACUGGCGACUGGAAUGCAUCUGCUCCAAACUGUAUAGAGAUAUCAUGCAAACCACCCAACAUACAACAUGGAAAUGUUAGGGGGGUAAAAAAUUACAAGAAAGACGACACAUUAGAAUAUGAUUGUGGUCCAGGAUAUAAACCUAGGAAAGGAAAUCCUAAGUGCGGUAAACAUGGCUGGACUGUGGAGCCAAAAUGUGUAUCAGAAAGUGAAGUGGUGAAAUGCCCUAAAAUUCACACAGAUGGGGAUUUGACUGCAUCGGGCAACACAGAAGACGGAGGUUAUGGUGACGUUAUUCAGUUUGACUGCAAAUCUUCUGAUAAAACCAUAGAUGGAAGUAGUAGCAUUAUCUGCAUGGAUACUGGCGACUGGAAUGCAUCUGCUCCAAACUGUAUAGAGAUAUCAUGCAAACCACCCAACAUACAACAUGGAAAUGUUAGGGGGGUAAAAAAUUACAAGAAAGACGACACAUUAGAAUAUGAUUGUGGUCCAGGAUAUAAACCUAGGAAAGGAAAUCCUAAGUGCGGUAAACAUGGCUGGACUGUGGAGCCAAAAUGUGUAUCAGAAAGUGAAGUGGUGAAAUGCCCAAAAAUUCACACAGAUGGGGAUUUGACUGCAUCGGGCAACACAGAAGACGGAGGUUAUGGUGACGUUAUUCAGUUUGACUGCAAAUCUUCUGAUAAAACCAUAGAUGGAAGUAGUAGCAUUAUCUGCAUGGAUACUGGCGACUGGAAUGCAUCUGCUCCAAACUGUAUAGAGAUAUCAUGCAAACCACCCAACAUACAACAUGGAAAUGUUAGGGGGGUAAAAAAUUACAAGAAAGACGACACAUUAGAAUAUGAUUGUGGUCCAGGAUAUAAACCUAGGAAAGGAAAUCCUAAGUGCGGUAAACAUGGCUGGACUGUGGAGCCAAAAUGUGUAUCAGAAAGUGAAGUGGUGAAAUGCCCAAAAAUUCACACAGAUGGGGAUUUGACUGCAUCGGGCAACACAGAAGACGGAGGUUAUGGUGACGUUAUUCAGUUUGACUGCAAAUCUUCUGAUAAAACCAUAGAUGGAAGUAGUAGCAUUAUCUGCAUGGAUACUGGCGACUGGAAUGCAUCUGCUCCAAACUGUAUAGAGAUAUCAUGCAAACCACCCAACAUACAACAUGGAAAUGUUAGGGGGGUAAAAAAUUACAAGAAAGACGACACAUUAGAAUAUGAUUGUGGUCCAGGAUAUAAACCUAGGAAAGGAAAUCCUAAGUGCGGUAAACAUGGCUGGACUGUGGAGCCAAAAUGUGUAUCAGAAAGUGAAGUGGUGAAAUGCCCAAAAAUUCACACAGAUGGGGAUUUGACUGCAUCGGGCAACACAGAAGACGGAGGUUAUGGUGACGUUAUUCAGUUUGACUGCAAAUCUUCUGAUAAAACCAUAGAUGGAAGUAGUAGCAUUAUCUGCAUGGAUACUGGCGACUGGAAUGCAUCUGCUCCAAACUGUAUAGAGAUAUCAUGCAAACCACCCAACAUACAACAUGGAAAUGUUAGGGGGGUAAAAAAUUACAAGAAAGACGACACAUUAGAAUAUGAUUGUGGUCCAGGAUAUAAACCUAGGAAAGGAAAUCCUAAGUGCGGUAAACAUGGCUGGACUGUGGAGCCAAAAUGUGUAUCAGAAAGUGAAGUGGUGAAAUGCCCCCCAAUUCACAUAGGAGGGGAUUUGACUGCAUCAGGCAACACAGAAGAUGGAGGUUAUGGUGACGUUAUUCAGUUUGACUGCAAAUCUUCUGAUAAAACCAUAGAUGGAAGUAAUAGCAUUAUCUGCAAGGAUACUGGCGUCUGGAAUGCAUCUGUUCCAAACUGUAUAGAGAUAUCAUGCAAACCGCCUAACAUACAACAUGGAACUGUUACGCAUGGGAAAGAUUACAAGAAAGACGACACAUUAGAAUAUAAUUGUGGUUCAGGAUAUAAACCCGGACAAGGAACUACUAAGUGCGGUAAACAUGGCUGGACUGUGGAGCCAAAAUGUGAAGUGGUGAAAUGCCCUAAAAUUCACACAGAAGGGGAUGUGAGUGCAUCGGGCAACACAGAUAACGGAGGAUAUGGUGAUGUUAUUCAGUUUGACUGCAAAUCUGCUAAUAAAAGAAUAGAUGGAAGUAGCAGCAUUUACUGCAAGGAUACUGGCGACUGGAAUGCACCAGUUCCAAACUGUAUAGAGAUAACAUGCAGACCGCCUAACAUACAACAUGGAAAUGUUAGGGGGGUAAAAGAUUACAAGAAAGACGACACAUUAGAAUAUGAUUGUGGUCCAGGAUAUAAACCUAGGAAAGAUACUCCCAAGUGCACUAAGGAUGGCUGGACUGUGGAGCCGAAAUGUGUAUCUGAAAGUGAAGUGGUGAAAUGCCCCCCAAUUAACACAGGAGGGGAUUUGACUGCAUCGGGCAACACAGAAGGCGGAGGUUAUGGUGACGUUAUUCAGUUUGACUGCAAAUCUCCUAAUAAAAGAAUAGAUGGGAGUAGUAGCAUUAUCUGCAUGGAUACUGGCGACUGGAAUGCAUCUGUUCCAAACUGUAUAGAAAUAUCAUGCAAACGGCCUCCCAUACAACAUGGGACUGUUAAACAGGUGAAAGAUUACAAGAAAGACGACACAUUACAAUAUGAAUGUGGUCCAGGAUAUAAACCCAGGCAGGGAACUUCCAAGUGCGCUAAACAUGGCUGGACUCUGGAGCCAAAAUGUGAAGAAACGACAGAUCCUUGCAAUACACCAACUGUGGAAAAUGGGUACAUACACACAGACCGCUCCAAAAAGAGAAUGAUCUAUUAUACAUGCAAUCCGGGUUAUAAACCAGACACUGGGACCUGUUGGAAAGCUGCGACGUGUGUCAGAGGGAUCUGGAGGAAUGUCCCACGAUGCAUCAAGGUGGAUGAGUGUGGUCCUUUGCCCAAAAUUCAACACGGAAAGCUGAUCACCAAACAAUCUGCAGUACAGAUUCAAUGUGAUCCAGGGUUCGAACCAUCAAACACAGUGAUCAGAUGCGUCAGAGGUGCAUGGCAGACCCCCACCUGUGAAUCUUUCUGUUCAAUGCCUCAUCAGGAAGUAAACAAUGCUAAACUGAUUGAUAAAAUCCGAGGUGAGAGGAAAUAUUCACAUGGAGACACAGCACGCUAUGAGUGUUAUGAUGAUCAUGAAUGUCAUGGACCGACCAUUGCUAAGUGUGAUACACAAACCUGGAUUUACCCAGAAUGCACUAAAAAAGGUCAAUGUACCAAACCGACAAUGGACAUGCAGUUUGUGACCCUGUUAGAUGAUAAAAAGACAUUCAAUAACCUUGAUGUUUUGAGAUACAAGUGUAAUAAACCGUAUGAUAAAAAACCAAACGGAGUCUUGAUUUGCAAAAAUGGAAAAUGGGACGGCACGUUUGACUGCACAAGUGGCAUUUGUCCUGCACCACCUAUGAUUGAACAUGGAGACUUUAAAGUCGAGCAGAAGACGGGUGAAGUUGUCACAUCGGUAUCGUACACUUGCCAGCCUUAUUUCGAACUGAACAAACAACAGAGAUAUUACAGGUGUCUGAAUGGGAAAUGGGAGACCCCUCCAUCAUGUCUGAAGCCAUGCAAAAUUACACCUGAAAUUUGCAAGGAGCACAAUAUAAAACCUGUCCUAGAUCACCACAUGAGGCACAGUGACAACGACUUCAAACUUCACUGUAAUGAUGGAUGGAACGUCGGAGGUUCUUUGGGACAUUCUCAUUCAAAAGCAUGGUGCAAAGAUGGGGAGUUAAAAAUUGAAAGUAAAUGUACAGCAAGAAACAAGCACAGAUAAAAUAAACCAAAGAGGAAACACUGAGACAUGAAGAUCUUUGAUGUAUCCAAAGCAUGAAGAUGGACAGACACAAAAACACAUUGAUGACCACCGUGGCUUCAGUCUACAAACUUAUGAAACAAUGAAAUGAUUUAAUAUAAUCUUUCUAAAAUUCAUGCUUAUAUGUUCUUGCUUUAGAAUA